Molecule: messenger RNA, 942 nt
Organism: Copidosoma floridanum
Lineage: Eukaryota; Metazoa; Arthropoda; Insecta; Hymenoptera; Encyrtidae
Source: RefSeq, a predicted model, not a curated record
AUGGCCAUCGAGUACUCUCGAUUCAUGGACGAGUACGUCGCGCUGGGCCGUAUGAGGCCAUUGUCAGAUGCUCUGGUCUCCACGCCGACUUGUCCUCUGCUCACAGUCACUUACGGCGUUUUUUUCUCGCCUUACUUGUCACUGCGGAUCAUCCAGCAGUUGUGCGAGGAUGAAGGCCACAGGUGGCCUGGAGCUGCAACUGCUGCCAUGCGUGAUCGCUAUGCAGAUGACAUCCUUUCCGGCGCUGACAAACUCGAUGCCGCACGUGAACUCCGAAACCAGCUUAUCUGCCUGUUGCAAGCUGGAGGGUUUCCGAUGAGAAAAUGGGUAGCAAACGUGCCUGAGCUUUUAGACGAUCUCCAAGAAGAAGAGUGCUCCACUUGGCAAGAGCAAGCCACUGAUGGUUUUGUGAGUGAGCUUGGCGUUAGCUGGGAUCCAUCCUCAGACCAUUUCCGUCUUAUUCCUCCCCGAGUUCAGGCUCAAGACACGAAGCGGACAAUUCUCGCCACUCUGGCACGGCUUUUUGAAUCGUGUGGCUGGCUGGCCCCUACCAUCCUGAACGCCAAGUUUCUGCUCCAGGAUUUAUGGCGCACUGAACUCGACUGGAAUGAGGUCGUGCCACCGUCAAUGGCCCGUCAGUGGUCAGUUUUUGCCUCCGAGCUUCAGGUGAUCCAUGGGUUUGCUAUCCCACGCUUGAUUGGAUGGUCACCCGAUUUGGAUCUGCAGCUCCACGCCUUAUCCGAUGCAAGCCACCGCGCCAUGGCAGCUGUAACUUUUUCUCGACUUACCGACUCUAAAGGUUUAGUGCGCUGCCACAUUCUUUUGGCUAAAACCAAGCUCGUUCCAAUCCGAACUCUAAAGCCAGCUUCUUCGCCCCAGCCUCUGAUGACAAUACCCCGUCUUGAGCUCCAAGCCGCACUACUCGCAGCCAAUCUGCUUUAA